ACUCGUUGACAACGUUGCUCGCUGACCGGAACUUGCUGCAAUGGCUUCUAAAAAUGCUCCAAUUCUGGUUAAUUUUCAGCAAAACCGAGGAUUGAUAUACGAUGCGGAAGACUACUUCACGCUUCGCGGCGAUCAUCGAAUCGUGGGGAACCUCAUCGGAAUACCGGUAUCGCAUCCGAGAAACGUUAACCAACAAGGCCUCCCGGCGGUACUGACAUGUUACGAAUUAAAACUUUUAUUAGAAAUAGAUGUAGUGCGGCUUGUUGACAAAAAUGCGGCCUUUAUGGCUGCACCGAGCGAUCAGCAAGCCGAGCGUUAUUUAAACAUGACCCAGCAACAGAAGGAAGAGCUGAGGAGACCGGUAAUAGAGAAACGGUUAGCGUCCUUCCAGAAGCAUUUACCUAGGAUUAUCGAAGGGAAACGGAAAAAGUGCAUCAAAUCCGGCCACGACCUUGAAGCAGCAAUUAACAUCACAACGGAAAAGCUUCUUCAAGAUGAAAGGGACCGAUUGGCAAAAGAACCUUUUGAUAUACUUGUCCAACUACCUACCAAGCAUCCUCUGGAAGUUGAUUCCACAUUCCUACCAUUGCAUUUGAGUGCGGAAGAAACACUUAAAUUUCGUGUAUUCAAGGCCCUGUGGAACGAAGGGGGAUACAUAACAGUCGGGGACGCAUUUGGCUGUGAUUUCUUGCUGUAUCCAAACGAUCCGCUUUAUUUCCACGCCUCACAUAUGGUGCACGUGUUGAAAGAUAAAAGCAGAAGACUAGAUGUGAAGUUCCUGAUUAGAAUCUGCCGUCUGGCAAUCGUGGUGAACAAGCUCUGUGUUAUCGCCUACCUAGACGAUCGUUGCGAUGGAGUGGUUUUUGAAACUCUAGAAUGGGAAGGAAAUGCGAAUAAACCGGAUUCGAUCUAACAAACGGGAA
Molecule: messenger RNA, 923 nt
Organism: Anopheles aquasalis
Lineage: Eukaryota; Metazoa; Arthropoda; Insecta; Diptera; Culicidae
Gene: Tsen34
Product: tRNA splicing endonuclease subunit 34
Biological process (GO): tRNA-type intron splice site recognition and cleavage; tRNA splicing, via endonucleolytic cleavage and ligation
Cellular component (GO): tRNA-intron endonuclease complex
Molecular function (GO): tRNA-intron lyase activity; nucleic acid binding
Source: RefSeq, a predicted model, not a curated record